Messenger RNA from Ramularia collo-cygni, 189 nucleotides. RefSeq lists its product as uncharacterized. NCBI's taxonomy places the organism in Eukaryota, Fungi, Ascomycota, Dothideomycetes, Mycosphaerellales, Mycosphaerellaceae. The record is from RefSeq and is a predicted model, not a curated record. The transcript is spliced from 2 exons. Bases 1 to 189 code for a protein of 62 amino acids.
AUGCCUGGGGAUGCGUUCAGCUCGCAGGACCAAAUUGCGUCGACCAGACUCAAGUCUGUGACGAAGCUUGCGGAGGCUCGGGCUACGCGUAUCAGAAAGAUAAGUCGGACGAUAGACAGUGUGUUUGCAGUUAUGAUGAUGCUAGUCAGUCUCUUGGGUGGUGUUGAUGAGUGGAUGAAGCUGGGUUGA